Messenger RNA from Equus quagga, 1936 nucleotides. RefSeq names its product p53 apoptosis effector related to PMP22 (gene PERP). The transcript has 3 exons. The coding region runs from base 135 to 716 and encodes 193 amino acids. Gene Ontology annotation, biological process: cell-cell adhesion. The record is from RefSeq and is a predicted model, not a curated record. Gene Ontology annotation, cellular component: cell-cell junction; membrane. Lineage: Eukaryota; Metazoa; Chordata; Mammalia; Perissodactyla; Equidae.
CUCUCCGUGCGCCCCACUCUCCUCCGCGCCCGUCUCCUCGCCUCCGGGAGCUCCUCUCGGUUCCGCGCCCGCGCCCCGCUCCUCUCCUGCUCGCCCCUCUCCGCGUCCCGCUCCCCUCCGAGCCCCGCGCCGAGAUGCUGCGCUGCGGCCUGGCCUGCGAGCGCUGCAGGUGGAUCCUGCCCCUGCUGCUGCUCAGCGCCAUCGUCUUCGACAUCAUCGCGCUGGCCGGCCGCGGCUGGCUGCAGUCGAGCACCCACAUACAGACGUCCUCGCUGUGGUGGCGAUGCUGGGAGGAGGGCGGCGGCUCUGGGUCCCCCGGGCAGGGCUGCGAGAGCCUCAUGGAGUACGCGUGGGGCCGGGCGGCCGCCGCCAUGCUCUUCUGCGGCUUCAUCAUCCUGCUCAUCUGCUUCGUCCUGUCCUUCUUUGCCCUCUGCGGACCCCAGAUGCUGGUCUUCCUGAGAGUCAUCGGAGGCCUCCUGGCCCUGGCAGCCGUGUUCCAGAUCAUCUCCCUGGUCAUCUACCCCGUGAAGUACACCCAGACCUUCAGCCUUCACGCCAACCCUGCCGUCACCUACGUCUACAACUGGGCGUACGGCUUCGGCUGGGCGGCCACCAUCAUCCUGAUCGGCUGCGCCUUCUUCUUCUGCUGCCUCCCCAACUACGAGGACGACCUCCUGGGCAACGCCAAGCCACGCUACUUCUACACGUCCGCCUGAGGAGGGCGGGGGGAAGUCGCUGCUGCCGGGCGGGCUCCGGGGAGAGUGUUUUCCCCAGAAUACCUGCAACCUCUUAAACUAGUCAAAAUGCUAAAAUAAUUUGGGAGAAAAUAUUUCUUAAGUGAUGUUACAGUUUCAUAGUCAACUUUUAUAUAUGUUUGUAGAGUUAAACAAGACUUACCUCUUUCAACAAAUUACUAUAAAAUGCCAAUAUUUCCUUACGUCUAUCCGUGCCAUUCAUACUGCAUUUGUAAAAGACUAUGAAUGUGAAACUUACCACUUUCUAAGGCAAAAAUGAGAAGACUUCAAGGAUGUAAGCGAGCUGAUCAGGAUUCUGUUUUUCCAGCUGGAACGGACCGGGUCUGUUCAGGGCUAAGGAGCAGAGGGAGACGUUGGUAAAAAUUGUCUAAAUAUUCUAAAAUAUUCCAAAAGAAAUGCAAAAAGAAGUAUUUUUUCAAGCCUUCGGCUAUUUAAAGAAGCAAAAUAGUUCCCUAAAUGCUUAUAGUUUAUGAGAAUUUCUAAUGAAUAUCCUGAAUAAAGGAUUUUUUUGCCAAGCUUCACGUUAACCUGAUAUGGCGUCUAGGAGAGUAUUCUUCGUGGCCAAAGCCUGGUGCAGUAGAGUAGGGCCUCCUUACAUAGCGAAGCGUUAAGAUGAAAUUUUCUCUUUCAACGUGGUUUAUAGGGCUGGGGUGUGGGAAAACGCUGUAUCAGUAAGUGUGUACGGUUUUGUGUCUGUGUGUUCAGGGCCAGAGUAGACUGGAUUGAAAGAUGGCCUGGGUGUAGUUCCUCCCGACCGACAAGUGUGAGUCUGCUCGGGAAACCUCAGGGGGGUCAUUCCUGUCACAGCGAACCUUACAGCAGCCUCCGGAGGAGGGAUGGCUCGAAUCUUCCAUCUCAGGUCUGACUGGCUCUAUCGUACAGACACAGCUUCUGAUAGGCUGCCUCUGUAAGCAAAAACUUAUCGUUAAAAACCUGGUUUUCCUUGGUAAACAAUUUAAAAUAUCUGAUGUAAAACAUGCAGCAGGAGAAUUCAGGGAUGGGAGGUUUCUCUGAAUGACAAACAUAGGAUAUAUCACAUGGAUUAUUAUUAUUUUUCUACCAUUUGUACUUACAUAAUGAAAAGCAAUUCAUUUUAUAUAUCAAAUUAUUGUUUUGUAAGUUGCAGGAUAAGCAGUUGCAGUUUUCAUUGUGAAUUUUUCCCAAUAAACCAGGUGUUCUAA